Scleropages formosus (Asian bonytongue) is the source of this 1721-nucleotide messenger RNA. RefSeq names its product sirtuin 6 (gene sirt6). Gene Ontology annotation, cellular component: nucleus. Gene Ontology annotation, molecular function: transcription corepressor activity; NAD+ binding; histone H3K9 deacetylase activity, NAD-dependent. The record is from RefSeq and is a predicted model, not a curated record. The coding region runs from base 550 to 1677 and encodes 375 amino acids. Lineage: Eukaryota; Metazoa; Chordata; Actinopteri; Osteoglossiformes; Osteoglossidae. Gene Ontology annotation, biological process: negative regulation of transcription by RNA polymerase II. The transcript has 8 exons.
CUCCAACUGUAGUUACUCCACUAAACUUACCUACCUCUGUAAAUGAGUAAAUAAUUGUAAAUAUAUUAACUUUGUGAGUGGCUUUGGAGAAAAGUGUCAAAUUCCAGUGAUUUAUCACUCUGGACGAGUUCAGCGUAGAAAACUCCCUUUGCCACCUAGUGUGAAUUUGUUCUCCCGUGUUUACACCUCGUUGUCGCUGAUCAGUUCACUUGACAAGUUCCGCACGGUGACAAUAAACAUCAGUAAUCAGCGCGUCAAAAAAUGGGUGUAAUUCGCGGUUCCUACCAGCAGGGGCGACAUUCGCACGUGUGGCACUGCGAGACGCAGGGAAAUCCACGAAGAAGAAUCUUCACGCCACAUCCCCCUCUUCUGCCUAAGGGAGGGGUUUCAAGCGGAAGUCCGGGCGGAAGUAGGGCGGAGCAUGAGGCGGAAGUGAAGGUGCUUCGCUACAGACCGGCGGAAAGCCGUCAGUGAUUUGUGUGUUGAGCUGUUUUGUGAAGUCUGUGGUUCCCGUUUGCAGAGAAGCGGCAAAGGUGACCGAGCGCGGUCAUGUCGGUGAACUACGCGGCCGGACUGUCUCCGUACCCGGACAAAGGGGUGUGCGGCCUGCCCGAGGUGUUCGACUCCCCCGAACAACUCCGCUGUCAGGUGGCCGCACUCGCCCAGAUGAUCCGCGACGCCAAGUACCUGGUGGUGCACACGGGCGCGGGGAUCAGCACCUCUGCAGGGAUUCCCGACUUCAGGGGCCCCAAAGGCGUGUGGACUCUGGAGGAGCGGGGCGAGACCCCUCACUUUGAGACCACCUUUGAGGAGGCGCGACCCAGUCCCACCCACAUGGCGCUGCUGGCGCUGCAGAGAGCCGGUUACCUCAAGUACCUCAUCAGCCAGAACGUGGACGGCCUGCACAUGCGCUCCGGCUUCCCCAGAGACCUUCUUUCCGAGCUCCACGGCAACAUGUUUGUGGAGGAAUGCUGCAGAUGUGGCAAGCAGUAUGUGCGGGACAAAGUGAUUGGCGUCAUGGGCUUGAAACCAACAGGGCGCUACUGCCAGGAGACCCGUUCCCGAGGGCUCCGUGCCUGCAGGGGGAAGCUGAUCAGCACCAUUCUGGACUGGGAAGAUGCACUGCCAGAUCGGGAUCUAGGCCGGGCCGACGAGGCCAGCAGGCGGGCUGACCUGGCACUGACCCUGGGCACUUCACUGCAGAUCCGGCCCAGUGGGAACCUUCCGCUGGCCACCAAGCGCAAGGGGGGCAAGCUGGUCAUUGUCAACCUGCAGCCCACCAAGCACGACAAACACGCCGAUCUACGUAUCCAUGGCUACGUGGAUGAGGUCAUGAUCCAGCUGACGGAGCUGCUGGGGCUGGACAUUCCCGUGUGGACGGGGCCAACGCUGUGCGAGAGCUCCGCAGUGGACGUGAAGCUUGGCCCCCUCGCCUUUCCCAAGGUGGAGGUCAAGAGCGAGGAGGUGAAGAGCGAGGCUGAGGAGGACAAGAAGGGGGCGACCGAGCGUAUCUCAGCAACUGACUUCCUUAGAGCACCCAGUGACAAAGGGGCAGGAAGCAGGCAGCUGGUUAACAGGAGUCCCCUCUGCCGUCCAUCUGCACCGGGGCCCCACUGCGCCCCUCAUGCCAAGAGACCCAAACUCCCUCCUGAAUGUCCCGAGGCCGGUGAGCCCUGAUAGCCACGCGACAGAGGGGGGGACACACACACGGGCACAACCCC